Messenger RNA from Fonsecaea nubica, 1773 nucleotides. RefSeq lists its product as hypothetical. Gene Ontology annotation, molecular function: NADP binding; N,N-dimethylaniline monooxygenase activity; flavin adenine dinucleotide binding. Lineage: Eukaryota; Fungi; Ascomycota; Eurotiomycetes; Chaetothyriales; Herpotrichiellaceae. Bases 1 to 1773 code for a protein of 590 amino acids. The record is from RefSeq and is a predicted model, not a curated record. The transcript has 6 exons.
AUGGCCAUCACGCCCGGACAAGCCCCGCUUGAGGCAGAUACUACCGGCGACAAAGGCCAGCACGCCCAUAGCAACGGUUCUGUGCCCCUGCCCCUUGAGAAGCCGUUGGCAGAACAAGUCGAGCACAAUCCCAAAUGGGUGGUCAUGGAAGACCACGUGCUCUGGAAACCACAGAAGAAGGUCAAAGUGAUCAGUAUCGGGUGUGGUUUCAGCGGCUUGACCUUGGCCCACAAGAUCCAACACAAGUACAAGCUCGAUGACCGGAUCGAGCAUACUCUCUACGAGAAGAACAGUGAUGUGGGAGGAACUUGGUUUGAAAACCGGUACCCUGGUGUGCUGUGCGACGUUCCGGCCCAUAUCUACACGCUCCUGGAUGUCCCCAACACCGAAUGGCCGGCAUUCUACGCCAAGGGAGGCGACAUCGAGGACUAUCUCCGGAAAAUCACCAAGGAGCACAAUCUCGAUCGGGACGUGGUCUACAACUCGAAGGUGACUUCGGCCAUCUGGAACGAGGACGAGGGGCUCUGGCAUGUGACGGUCCAGCAAGGGGACAAGACGAUCCAUGACACUUGUCAGAUCCUGAUCAACGGAUCUGGAGUCCUCAAUGCCUGGUCAUGGCCGGACAUCAAAGGCCUCUCGUCCUUCAAGGGCGAUCUCCUACAUUCAGCCGACUAUGCCGAGUGGGCCAAGAAGCCCGUGUUCGAUGGGAAGCGUGUGGCAGUCAUUGGGAACGGCUCGUCCGCCAUCCAGAUCGUCCCCGAGCUGGCCAGUGUGGCUUCUCACCUCUACAACAUUGUGCGCUCGCCCACUUGGAUCUCUGCCCCGUUUGUGGAAGAGUUGUCGGGUGCCCCCGGGACCAAUCCUCAGUACACGGAAGAACAGAAGGAGGCGUUCCGCAAGGACCCUCAGAAGCACACCAAAUACAGACACGAUCUGGCACAUGCGUUUAACCACUUCUACGAAGCGCUGAUCGAGGGCUCCGCGGCCAACCAGGAGGCUCAACGACGCACAAAAGCCCUGAUGGAGUCGCGCAUCGGUGAUCGGCCCGAGCUUGCGGAGCUCCUGAUCCCCAAAUGGAGUCUUGGAUGCCGUCGGCUGACCCCCGGAAACGGGUAUCUCGAAGCAAUCUGUUCCCCCAAGGUCGAUCUGGUCGUGGGGAAUAUUGACACGGUCACUGAAACAGGCAUCACCAUGCAGGACGGGAAGCAGCUGGAACUUGAUGCCAUAAUUUGCGCGACCGGAUUCGAUGUCUCCUUUAAACCCAGGUGGGUUCAAGAAGGCCGUGAUGGCCGAUCACUGGCCAAGGAAUGGGAAGUCGAUGCCCAAGGAUAUCUCUCCCUUUGUGUCAGCGGUCAACCGAACUACUUUAUCUACAAUGGACCGUGCGGUCCCGUUGGCCACGGCAGUUUAUCUUCAGCCAUUGAUUGGGAGGCCGAAUACAUACUGAAAUGGGUCAACAAGGUUGCGCAGGAGGGCAUCAAAUCAUUCAACGUCAAGCAAGACGUCCAGGACGAAUGGAACAUCUACGGCGACGAGGUCCUCAAGCGCACCGUCUGGACCAGCGGGUGCAAGAGCUGGUACAAGAACGACCUGGGCCGCAUCUUUGCCCUGUAUCCCGGCUCGAUCCUACAUUUCAAGGAUCUGAUCGAAAACAUCCGCGCCGAGGACUUUGACAUCACCUACCAGAACAAAAAGAACCGUUGGGGCUUUUGUGGCAACGGGUUUACUCAGUUGGAAAUCGACGGGGGAGAUCUCGCGUACUAUAUCAAGUGA